AUGAUUGGAUCCGAGGCUGACAAAGCCAACAAGGCUCUUUUGAAGGACGUUGUGAGGCUCAUUUGGUUGGAAGAUAUUUCUGAUGACAAGAUAAUGAUCAAGCAACUUAAGUGCGGCGAAUGGUCUAAUACUCACAUUUGGACUCGUCACAAAGCCCUGCAGUUCCAAUUUAGCGACCUCUUUCAAAGCUUUCAGUUCUGCAGACAGCCAUUGUUCACCAUUCCCGUGUUUGCCGUGGCUGCCAACAAUCUGUUCAUGUUGAAGAAUCCCUUGACCAAAACUGUGGAUUUUCAUGGAUUUGAAAGAUCUAUGGUGGAAGAGUUCGGGAAAGACAUUGGCUUUCAAACUAAGUUGGUAUUUAGUAGGUUCGGCGAUAUCAAUGGAACAGACGCUUUGGGUUUGGUACAUUCAGGGAAAGCCGAGAUGACCAUGGGUUUCCUGUCCUUGACCCAUCUCAGGUCCAGGUACUUCGCCUUCAGUUACCCUCACGAAGACAGCUCCAUCGGCAUGUUCAUGCAACGACCGAAUUCUUUGAAGAAGUGGCUGGCCAUGGUUUGGCCUUUGGAUGAUCUCACGUGGUUGGCCAUCAUCGCCAAUGUCUUGUUGUUCACAGUGGCCUUUUGGCUGUGGCUCGGCCCUCGGCGAACCUCCAUCUUCAGCGCUUUUGGAGUGGUCCUGUCCUUUAUUCUGAAGAAAGGCCUCACCGGGUAUCAUCUCAACGGAAGAAUCCGGAGUCACAAGACCCGAUUGUUUCUUUUGGGGUGGAUCGCUGCCAUUGUGUUCCUGAAGAUCUGGUACAAGACCACUUUAAGGGCCGUCUUGAUCUCUCCUUGGCAGCACAGUCCCCCUGAAACUAUGGAGGAUGUACUCAAAGAGAAACCCACAUUGUUCGUUUUAAGUGGUGGAGCUCCGGACAGGUUCCUAUCCAAUCUGGAUGUGCCUGUUUUCAAAGAGCUGAGAAACAGUCCCAAUUAUAAACGAAUCAGUUACAAUGAUUUACCUCAGAUUAUGAGAAUGGUUCAAACGGAUACGUCCAAGGUGUUCAUAAACGGAGUCAUGUCCAACUAUGGACAAACCUUGAACCAGGUGUUCAACUCGGAAAAUGAAGUGCAGAAGAUAUUUGCUUUUGAAGGUGAUUGUUCCCACGUGAUAGUAUUUUGUAAUCACUUUGUGCUCAAACCAUGCGGACAUUUCACAUGUUGUAGGUCAGACCGGACUCGUUGUAUUAAAAGACACCAUUCGCCUUGGAGCAAAAACCUUCUUGGUGCGUAG
This is a messenger RNA of Tigriopus californicus, 1272 nucleotides long. RefSeq lists its product as uncharacterized. Bases 1 to 1272 code for a protein of 423 amino acids. Lineage: Eukaryota; Metazoa; Arthropoda; Copepoda; Harpacticoida; Harpacticidae. The record is from RefSeq and is a predicted model, not a curated record. The transcript is spliced from 4 exons.